Molecule: messenger RNA, 1692 nt
Organism: Dromiciops gliroides (monito del monte)
Lineage: Eukaryota; Metazoa; Chordata; Mammalia; Microbiotheria; Microbiotheriidae
Gene: RSAD1
Product: radical S-adenosyl methionine domain containing 1
Exons: 11
Coding region: 1-1539 (512 amino acids)
Biological process (GO): porphyrin-containing compound biosynthetic process
Cellular component (GO): cytoplasm
Molecular function (GO): 4 iron, 4 sulfur cluster binding; coproporphyrinogen oxidase activity
Source: RefSeq, a predicted model, not a curated record
AUGUUAAAUAGGCCACCGUCAGCUACCCCAGCUCUUGAGCCCUGGGCCGGGGAAGCCAGGCCGCCGGACGGUUUUGGAAGGAGGGCAAGAGACCGUAGCCAAGAUCCGGGGCUCGCUGCAAGCCUGGCGCUUCCUGGUAUCCGGGCUCGCUGCGGGGCUGCGGCCACCCUAGGCAACCGAUGGGCGAACAGACGGAACUGCUCCGGGGAAGCCGGCCGGGACCCGGGGCCGGGGAGCCCGCGCGCCGCUGUGCGGCUGCCGCCUGGGAGCCGGAGCGCCGCGCUCUACGUGCACUGGCCCUAUUGUGAAAAGCGCUGCAGCUAUUGUAACUUUAACAAGUAUAUUCCCAGAGGGCUAAAUGAGGAUGCUAUUCGGAGAUGCCUUACUCGGGAGGCAACUACACUACUGAAACUUAGCGGGGUGCAAAGGAUCCACUCUGUAUUCUUCGGUGGGGGUACACCGAGCCUGGCCAGCCCUCACACGGUGGCCUCAGUCCUGGAGGCUAUCGCCCAGACUACCUACUUGCCAGCCAAGGCUGAAGUUACCCUAGAAGCCAACCCUACCUCAUCCAAGGCAUCGAAGCUAGCUGCCUUCCGAGGGGCAGGUAUCAACAGACUAUCCAUUGGCAUUCAGUCUUUAGAUAACACAGAACUCCAGCUGUUGGGCAGGACACAUUCAGUGUCAGAAGCCUUGGGGACCUUGGAAGAGGCCCGGCGUCUGUAUCCAGGGCGCACAUCUGUGGAUCUCAUGUUUGGCCUCCCGGGGCAGAAGGUGGAACAGUGGCUCCAGCAGCUGCAGGAGCUGCUUUCUCUCUGUGAUGACCACAUCUCUCUCUACCAGCUGACCCUGGAGAGGGGCACUCUGCUCUUUGCCCAGGUCCAGCGAGGCACCCUGCCAUCCCCGGACCCAGAAGAUGCCGCUGAGAUGUACCAGGAAGGGCGGGCGGUCCUGAAGGAGGCCGGCUUCCGCCAGUAUGAGGUUUCCAACUUUGCCAGAAAUGAAGCUCUCAGCACCCAUAACUGGACCUACUGGCAAGGUGGUCAGUACAUAGGUGUUGGCCCUGGGGCCCAUGGGCGAUUUGUGCCUCAGGGGGAGGGAGGGAGCCACCGAGAAGCUCGAAUCCAGACCUUGGAGCCUGACAACUGGAUGAAGGAAGUUUCAAUGUUUGGCCAUGGCACCCGGAAGCGAGUCUCCCUGAGUGAGCUGGAGCUAUUGGAGGAGGUUUUGGCACUGGGGUUACGUACAGACACAGGAAUCACUCAUCAGCACUGGCUGCAGUUUGAGCCCCACUGGUCCCUGUGGGAUGCGUUUGGGGAGUCCGAGGAAGUGAGGGAGCUUCAGUCACGAGGCCUGUUGCUGCUGGACCACAGAGGGCUUCGGUGUUCCUGGGAAGGGUUAGCUGUGCUGGAUACUCUACUGCCCAUACUCCUCCUUCAGCUCCAGAAGGCAAGGGAAAACAGGCCUCCUCCCACCUCCAAGGUCAUCGAGCUGCCUCCCAAAGAGGAGAUUCAUGCUUCAAGUAUAGCUCAGACUUGGUGACCUCGGAGGGGAAAGAGAUGUGGACCAGAAUCUUUUUACCAGCGUGACCCCAACUCUAGAAAUACAAUUCUCUCAGGAUGGCGAUCCAAGUCUCCCAGGAAUUCUCCACCUAAUGUCUCUUCAUAAGCUAAGAAUUAAACUAAGUUCUCUAAA